Molecule: messenger RNA, 1224 nt
Organism: Linum trigynum
Lineage: Eukaryota; Viridiplantae; Streptophyta; Magnoliopsida; Malpighiales; Linaceae
Source: the annotation of a GenBank genome assembly
AUGAACUUAAUUAGGGCGACAAAUAAGAAUUUAUAGGGCGACAAAUAGCAAUCCCCAAUUCUUUUGGGUAAAUUGUAAGUUUGGUCACUAGAAUUACUUAAAAAGUUAAUGUUUGUCACUAAAAUUAAAUUAUUUCAUUCGUAGUCACUUAGGGGUCGUUUGGUUUUGGUGAUAGUUCAUUAACAGUCCAAGUUUGGUCACCAGCUGUUAGUCUACUUUAAGUCUUUAACUUUUGCUGAUGUGGCGGUCAACUCUCGUAGUUGACCAUUAAAUGAGUGACAUGGCAAAUAAAAAAUAAUUAUUUUUAUUUUCCACCUCAUUAUCAAAAUUAUUUAAAAAAUAACUAAUUAUCUCCAUCCCCUACCCACCCCUCAAUCCUCACCAGCAAUUCGUAAUAGGUCGUGACCAAAUUUCGACAAAGCGACCAAGCGGAGCACUCGUAGUUGCUCCGUCGGUGGAGGAGGCCGUUAGACAACCCGUUGCCGAGGGACAGCACGAGAAGAUCCUCGACUCCGUUCACCGACGCUUGUUGUGGAGCACGUGAGCAACGACAGCCGCCGUGGGGUUGUUCAUCACCAAUCCACCGUUAAUGGCGCAACAGGAGGUUUUCCCGUCAACAUACUUGAGGUUGAAAGUCUUGAACAGGCUGAGGGGCGCGGUGGUGGCUUUGUAUACCUGUCAGAGCUCGAAGUCAAAGCUCGAGGAUUCCGAGGCGUCGGCAAGGGAGAAGACGAAAGAAGUGCUGGUCUUGAGAUCAAAGCAAGGGACGAGGAGAGGCUUACACGUGUCCUUCAUGGUCAAGAUCUUCCCGUCCUCCCUCCGCCUAUACGCUUCCUUCGGCGCCUUAUCCAUGCUCCGUCCCGACAACCACCGGCCGAGGAGGAACUCGGACGUGAAAAGCUCCGAGUUCCUGUCGACGAGGACGACAUCGCUUCUCUGAUUGAGAACAGAGGGCGAUCAAGUCUUCACAUUUCAGGCUACACAUCAAUUCCAUCAAUUCUGAAGCAGAGUCACCGCUGCCCUGUUCGGAAGAGCAUUCGUAAUAGGCCGUGACCAAAUUUCGUGCGAAGCUGUUGAAGAUUGCCGAAACGAAGCCGACCCAGAUGGAGUUGCGAACUUGUCUUUGAACUAGGUCUGGCCAUUCGGUUAUCGGUUGCCGGUUAACCGGUCGGUUAAAUCGAUAACCGGCGGUUACCGGUUAACCAAUAACCGAAAAACUUAUGG